Spea bombifrons (plains spadefoot toad) is the source of this 1377-nucleotide messenger RNA. Its product is annotated as carbonic anhydrase-related protein 10-like. NCBI's taxonomy places the organism in Eukaryota, Metazoa, Chordata, Amphibia, Anura, Pelobatidae. The transcript is spliced from 9 exons. The record is from RefSeq and is a predicted model, not a curated record. Gene Ontology annotation, molecular function: zinc ion binding; carbonate dehydratase activity. Bases 351 to 1343 code for a protein of 330 amino acids.
GAGAGAGCUCAAGAAAAGGAAAGAGGCAUGAGAAAGGAGGAGCGAAAAGGAGAGAUCAAAAAGCAAGAUUUCUUCUAAGAAACAACAGCCGAGGGAUUAUUAAGGGUGUGAUAAGAAGGGAGUGAUAAGGGGGGCUGGGAGUUUAAGGGUUACACAAGUCGUCACUAUUUUAUUGUAAAGCCGGCAUAUGAUAACAAACAAAUACACUGCCAGAGAAAAGGAACAUAGGGAAACAGCUCGAUCUUGGGAGCCAGCUGUCUUUGUGUAAUCUUUACGACCGAUGUGUAUGGUGAUGGGAAACUAGCUGUCUGCCAGCACAUUCAGGAGAUGAACGGAUAACCAGUAGCAGAAUGAAGGAAUUCAUAUGGAGAUCUGUGUUAAUCCUCCAGGCGAGCACUGCCAUAUACACCAUAGCUCAAUUCAGCCCUGCUAAGACUUAUGAAGAAUGGUGGGCAUACAAAGAGGCCGUCCAGGGGAGUUUUGUACCAGGUCCUGCCUUUUGGGGUCUGGUGAACUCUGCCUGGAAUUUGUGCACGAUUGGCAAGCGACAAUCACCUAUUAACAUCAAUACCAGCCAAAUAAUCUUUGAUCCUUUCCUUCCUCCACUAAGACUGAGCAUGAAUGGAAAAAUGGUCAGUGGAACAAUGUUCAACACUGGGCGCCAUGUUUCCUUUCGACUAGACAGCCAAAACCCAGUAAAUAUCUCUGGUGGGCCUCUUUUAUAUAAUCACCGUCUUGAAGAAGUGAUGUUGCAUUUUGGCAGCGAAAAUGGAAUAGGCUCAGAGCAUCUAAUGAACAAGGAGGCCUUUGCUGGUGAGGUACAACUGAUUCAUUAUAACCAGGAGCUAUACAACAACGUCAGCGAAGCAUCCCGUAAUCCCAAUGGUCUGGCUGUAGUAUCUUUGUUAAUGAAUGUGGCGGAUAACUCCAAUCCAUUUCUCAACAGGAUGUUGAACAGAGAAACUAUCACAAGGAUAUCUUUUAGAAAUGAUGCCAAUUUUAUACAAGAUCUGAGUAUUGAAGAUUUGUAUCCAGAGAGCUUUGGAUUUUUGACUUAUCAGGGUUCCAUGACUGUCCCACCAUGCUACGAGACUGUAACUUGGAUUGUUAUCGAUAGGCCUUUAAACAUAACCUCAAUGCAGAUGCAUUCCUUACGCUUACUCAGCCAGAACCAGCCAUCUCAAAUAUUUCAGAGUAUGAGUGACAAUUUCCGGCCAGUACAACCACUUUUCCACCGUGGUCUGAGGGGAAAUCUUGAUUUCCGCAAACCAGGACGGAAGUGCAAAGGAGCUAACUACAAACUUCACAUUGACAGGCCAUUGUCUUCCUCAAACCCAGACUGAAGGAUUCCAGCCAUUCAGCUGCAAAAACUUAAAA